Molecule: messenger RNA, 2285 nt
Organism: Ruditapes philippinarum (Manila clam)
Lineage: Eukaryota; Metazoa; Mollusca; Bivalvia; Venerida; Veneridae
Product: C1q-related factor-like
Exons: 2
Coding region: 109-705 (198 amino acids)
Molecular function (GO): protein binding
Source: RefSeq, a predicted model, not a curated record
UUUGCAGUGGGUGAUCAAUCGCAUUGCGAUUUGCGACGCAAAAGCUAACUUUAAAACUAAGGAUUAACUACAAAUUACUAAAUAGAGUCAUUCAUAUAAGGUCCGAGGAUGGCGAAACUUAUGCUCACAACAGCACUUCUUUCGUUAGUUUUUGUUGUUAUUGUAGCUGGACAUGACGAGAGUCCAUCAUGUGUGUAUUCAGUAAUGGAACAAAUGCUUGAGAAAAUGUUCAAACUACGAACAAGGAUGGACGAAUGGGAGAGGAGGUUUACUGAACUAGAAGAUCAAGUGAAUAAAACUAAGAUAAGAACUCCGAUCGUCGCUUUCAGAGCAUUGCUAACCAAAUCACUUAAGAACGUUAACAAAGGCACGUUGAUUAAAUUUGAUGAUGUGGACUUCAAUUUAGGCAAUGUGUACAACGACGGGGUGUUUACGACGCCAUAUAGCGGUACAUACUUACUCUCCACAACGCUCGGUAACCCAACAGGGCAUCCUGGUGAAUUCAAUUUGAAGAAAAAUGGCGAAAAGGUAGAAUACAAUGUAGCCGGUCAUACGAAUGGGUUUAAUGUUGGUGGGGUAACAACAGUUGCAAAGUUAAAUGCCGGUGACAAAGUUUGGGUAGAAGGGAGUGGCAGUAUCACUGGUCCGUAUGAGAUAUCUGGAUACUACACAAGCUUCUCUGGAUUUCUUGUAAACAGGAUCUAAAUUCAUAAAACAAAGACAGUCACUGUAUGAACAUUAUCAUGUAUACUUUUUUAGACUAACAUUUCAGUUGAAUGAAUACAACUUUGCAUUUUGUAUACUAAUGUUAUUUUAUAUUUUCGUUUUGUUUUUUUUUCCGUUUGUAUGGGUUUAAUUGCUAUGAUUAUAAAAUAUAAAAUUUUAAAAAUUAACCUCUUAAAAUGUGCAAGGUAAUACAAUAAAUUAGCUAAAUCUUCGAAAAGAAGAUUUUUUUCUUUUAAGUUGUCAAUCUUAGUUUUGAAAGAAACAAAGGACAAAAAGUUCUGGAAGCUGUUUUCUCAGUAUUAUCUAUCACGAAUCGGUGCAAGAUCAUGACAUCAAAAAGAAAAUGUUUGACAUUGAACUUUUCAUUUCCGAGGCAUACAAAUGCACUCACAAAGGACAAAGUUACGAAUAUGACAUGUGUAUUCGGACCAUUUAGAUAGCAUUCAUUGAGGGAUUGGAACACAAAUGGUCAUAAUGAUGAAUACUGGUGUGACACAUGUAGUUAAGGUCAAUAUUUGCAAGGUCAAGGUCACUAAAGAUAAUAGUCAAUGUCACUUAAAAUAAUAUAAUAUAGAGAUUGUGUCCAGAGCAUAUCUCUUACACAUAUGUAAGUAAUCUUAUAAAACUUCAUACAAAUGUUCAUCAUUAUAAGAAGCAGUAUCAUGAGCAUGAACAAGGUGGGCAUAGAGGAAUUUCAUAUAACUUACCACAAAUUUUCACUAUUGUAAGACGAAGUGUCGCGGGCGCAAUUUAGGUCCAUGUAUCCAAGGUCAAUGUCACACAUAUGAGUAAAAAAUCAGAUGAAAAUAUGAAAAUGCUUAUUAAACCAUUUAGUUAUCAUUUAUUGGGGGAUUGAAACACAAAUUAUCAUUAUCAUAACUACUGGUGUUUAACAUUAAGUUAGGUUAGUAUAUGCAAGGUCGUCUUUUAAAAAAAAUAUAGAAAUAUAGAAAUUUUGUCCAGAGCAUAUCUCCUCCACGCAUGGUAAUAUACUUAUGGAGUUCAUAGGAAUGUUCACCACUAUGAGAAGCAGUGUUACGUGCAUGAAUCAGAUCUCUAGGUUAAAGGUUAAGGUUACACUUAGAGGUCAUUGAAAAAUUCUUGCUCAUAUCUGAACUUCCACAUAAUCGGUGGAUUUAAAUGUAACUUGACACAAAUGUAUUCCAUUGUGAGGCUUAUUGCGCACCUAAUCUAGGUCCCUGCUACCAAAGUCAAUGCCUCAUGAAGUCAAACAUUGGGUACAGGGACCAUUUAGUCAUCAUUUAUUGAUUGAUUGUAACGCAAAUGACCGCUAGCAUGACUACCAGUGUGACACAUGUAAUUUAGGUUAAUAUUUACAAGAUUACUAAGAAUGAUAAACUAUCCAAAUAUUUUCUGGACAUUGCCCAGAGCAUGUCUCCUAUAUGCAUAUUUAUAAUGCCGACAUCUCUGUCAAAAGCUUCACAUUUGUUUCAGUUUUAGAAUGAAGUAAUUUUGCUUAAUAAAUGUUGAUUGAUCUAAAAUGCAUGUUUUAAAUGUGAAGAAAAUAAAUGUAUAAUAAAUAUUUAAUAUAAAUUUAA